Aureobasidium musti is the source of this 1476-nucleotide messenger RNA. The record is from the annotation of a GenBank genome assembly. NCBI's taxonomy places the organism in Eukaryota, Fungi, Ascomycota, Dothideomycetes, Dothideales, Saccotheciaceae.
AUGGCUGACGAUCUAGAGGCACGUCUUGAAAGUCACGCUCAGGCCUUCGAGGGUCUUCUUUCGCUGAUCCCCGCCAACGAAUACUAUUCCAAGGACAACAGCGACCAAUGGCAGCGCAAGAAGCAAACAAAAGAACAGAAGCGCCAGGCCAAGCGCGCAAAACUUGACCCUGCAAACCAAANNAAAUCCGCAAAGGACGUUAUGGAUGAGAAUGAGCGCAAGAGGAAGCGAGAGUUGGGAAUCGACGACGACGAUGAAGAGUCUUCUGCACAGAUCGAUUUGCCCGCCGCCAAAGAGCAACCCGCCAAAAAGCAAAAAGUUGACGAAGAGGAUGACGACGACAGCGACGAUGACGCCGACGCUACUCCAAGCAGCAAGAAGGCACAAGCAGAGAAGAGAAAAGAGAAGCGCCGUCUGANNAGAAGGAAAAGGCCGACAAGCAAAAGGCAAAGCUGGAAGCCAAGAAGGCCGCUCGCAAGCAGGAACCUCAAUCCGCUGCUGGUGCUGAAGAGUCUGCCGAUGAGGAUAUGCAAGACGCCGACGAUGUAUCUGCCGAUGAGGCUGCUGACGAUGCUAUGGACUUCUCUGGUCUGGUUGACGACGACGAAACCUCAACACCGGCAAGCCCCAGCCAACCCGAAGUUUUUGACAACUCGACCAACCAAUNCUGCCACAUCUUCCUCGUCAUCAAUAGUUCCUGCCUCAAAUCCCACGGAAGGAGACGCACCCGCCACCACAAAGCCUAAGAAAGCACUCGCGCUUAAGUUGCCAGAGGUCAACGCCGAAGAACUACAAGCUCGCCUGAAGGCCCGUAUCGAAGCAUUACGUGCUCAGCGCAAGGCUGAUGGUCCCAGCGGCGGUCCUCGCAACAGACAGGAACUCCUCGAGUCGCGCCGCAAGAAGGAAGAGGCCCGCAAGCAGCACAAGAAGGAGUUGCGCUUGAAGGCCAAGGAAGAGGAGGAGCGUCUCAACAAUGAGCGUCUGCGUGGAAGCGGUAGUCCCCUGGCCACUCCCGACAUUUUCUCACCGCGUCCUGUAGACGAGAACAACUUCUCCUUCGGCCGUGUCGCAUUUGACGAUGAAGAAACUGAUCCCACACUUGGCUCAAUUGCUGCACACAAGAAGAAGAAGGGUCCCUCAGAUAUCAAGACUGCCCUGGCCGCUGCCGAAAGGAAAGCCCAGCGACUCGCCGGUAUGGACGAAGACAAGCGCAAGGAGAUUGAAGAGAAGGACAUGUGGCUCAACGCAAAGAAGCGCGCACACGGCGAACGCGUCAAGGACGACCAAUCCCUUCUCAAGAAGACUCUGAAGCGCAAGACAGACCAAAAGACAAAGAGCGCAACACAAUGGAACGAGCGCAUCGACAACGUCAAGAAGGGCAAGGAGAUGAAGGACAAGAAGAGAACCGAGAACCUAGCCAAGAGAGCCGCCGAGAAGGGCGCCAAAAGGGUGGUUCUCCCACGCUACAUGUUUUGA